GUGCGGGAGGCUGUGGUAGAGGGAGGUGGCGGCAGCGGCUAGCGGACUCGAGUCACUACCGAGCCGAAAGAGACACCUCUGUGGAGCGAGGGAGUAGGAGCACCGAGCCCCGGAGGCGGCACCGGGAUCCCCGGCUCGGGAGGGGGGCGCCCAACCGGGAGGAGGGUAGGGGGCGAUGCUGGAAGCCAUGGCGGAGCCCAGUCCCGAAGAUCCACCUCCGACCCUUAAACCAGAGACUCAGCCACCAGAGAAACGUCGGAGGACAAUUGAGGAUUUCAACAAAUUUUGCAGUUUUGUUUUGGCCUAUGCAGGUUACAUCCCCCCUAGCAAGGAGGAAAGUGACUGGCCAGCCUCUGGCUCCAGCUCUCCAUUGCGAGGUGAGAGUGCGGCAGAUAGCGACGGCUGGGACUCAGCCCCCUCAGAUCUCAGAACCAUCCAGACCUUUGUUAAGAAAGCAAAGUCAUCCAAGAGAAGGGCGGCUCAAGCAGGUCCCACCCAGCCAGGACCCCCAAGGUCCACUUUCCCUCGUCUGCAGGCCCCUGACAGUGCCACUCUGCUGGAGAAGAUGAAACUCAAGGACUCCCUCUUUGAUCUAGAUGGGCCCAAAAUGGCAUCUCCACUGUCCCCCACGUCCCUGACACAUGCCUCCCGGCCCCCUGCUGCUCUCACCCCAGUGCCCCUUUCCCAGGGGGACCUCUCCCAGCCUCCUCGAAAGAAGGACCGAAAGAAUCGAAAGUUGGGGCCAGGAGGGGGGACAGGCUUUGGGGUACUUCGGAGGCCCCGCCCAGCCCCUGGGGAUGGGGAAAAGAGGUCUCGAAUCAAGAAGAGCAAGAAGCGGAAGUUGAAAAAGGCAGAGCGAGGGGAUAGACUCCCACCUCCUGGGCCUCCCCGGGCACCCCCCAGUGAUACAGACUCUGAAGAGGAGGAGGAGGAAGAGGAGGAGGAGGAGGAGGAAGAGAUGGCAGCGAUGGUAGGAGGGGAAGCCCCAGCCCCUGUGCUACCAACACCUGAGGCUCCUAGACCCCCUGCCACAGUGCACCCCGAAGGAGCCCCUCCCACUGACAGUGAAAGCAAGGAGGUGGGCAGCACUGAAACAAGCCAAGAUGGAGAUGCCAGCUCCAGUGAAGGCGAGAUGCGGGUCAUGGAUGAGGACAUCAUGGUAGAAUCAGGUGAUGAUUCAUGGGAUCUGAUCACGUGUUACUGCCGAAAGCCCUUUGCAGGCCGGCCCAUGAUUGAGUGCAGCCUGUGUGGGACGUGGAUCCACCUCUCCUGUGCUAAGAUUAAGAAGACCAAUGUCCCUGACUUCUUUUACUGCCAGAAAUGCAAGGAACUGCGGCCAGAGGCCCGGCGAUUAGGGGGGCCUCCGAAAUCUGGAGAACCUUGACACAUGCCAUCUCCAGGCUGGAACUUCAAAUGGAAACGUGACUUAGGAACUGAGCCUCAGGGUCAACAUGUUCCCUGAAGCUGGGAUGUUGUCCCACUUCGAGGCAGAAAUUCCCAGGGGAGACUGGUUUGGAAAUGAGUGGUUUUCCUACCCUACCUUUCCUUCCCACCUUGUGGACUUGAACUUGGACCCAUUGCAGUUGCGGGUGGGAGGCUCUCUGGGUCCCUAGACACUUAAACUGUCCGUGCCACUGCUCAGUUUCUGGGCCAGGGUUAGAACUGGGAUGGAGUGGGACAGUUGUCUAUAAAACUCUAGUGUAAAUAUAGCACUCCCCUCCCUCAUCUUUUCUUCUCCCCAUUUAUUCUACACCGGUUGUAUUUUUAAUUUAGGACUUCCCCUUUUGAGCGUGGCAGCUCAGAGGUGGAGUGCCAACCAGAGCUUGGCCAAGGGAGGAAGGAAAACAGAAAGGUGACGAUUCCUCACCUCUUUUGUUUUUAAUAAUUCUGGCCAGCUGUUUGUACAGACAGCCUGCGUGUUGUAAAUAAAGCAGAGUG
This is a messenger RNA of Budorcas taxicolor (takin), 1938 nucleotides long. It is a transcript of the gene PHF23, whose product is annotated as PHD finger protein 23. Gene Ontology annotation, biological process: negative regulation of autophagosome assembly; negative regulation of autophagosome maturation; positive regulation of protein ubiquitination. The record is from RefSeq and is a predicted model, not a curated record. The transcript is spliced from 5 exons. Bases 176 to 1384 code for a protein of 402 amino acids. NCBI's taxonomy places the organism in Eukaryota, Metazoa, Chordata, Mammalia, Artiodactyla, Bovidae.